Molecule: messenger RNA, 934 nt
Organism: Phoenix dactylifera (date palm)
Lineage: Eukaryota; Viridiplantae; Streptophyta; Magnoliopsida; Arecales; Arecaceae
Source: RefSeq, a predicted model, not a curated record
GAAACCCUACGGCGCACCCAAACACUCGCCUAUAUAAUCCUUGUCGGCCAUUACUUCUUCCCUCUUAGCUCGCGCCUCCUUCGCCCUUCCCCGGCUCUUCAUCUUUUUGUCGCCUAGGGUUAGGGCUUGUUCAUUGGAGGAACCAUGCUCGUCUACCAGGAUCUUCUCACAGGAGAUGAGCUUUUGUCGGACUCAUUUCCAUACCAGGAAAUAGAGAAUGGUAUGCUGUGGGAAGUUGAAGGAAAGUGGGUUGUUCAAGGAGCAGUUGAUGUGGACAUUGGUGCAAACCCUUCUGCCGAAGGUGGUGGUGACGAUGAAGGAGUUGAUGACCAGGCUGUUAAGGUGGUUGAUAUUGUGGAUACCUUUCGUCUUCAGGAGCAACCAGCAUUUGAUAAGAAACAAUUUGUGACCUUCAUGAAGCGGUAUAUCAAAAAUUUGACUCCUAAGUUGGAUGCCGAGAAACAGGAGCUAUUUAAGAAACACAUUGAGGGAGCCACCAAGUUUGUACUUUCAAAGCUUAGUGACCUGCAAUUUUUCGUAGGUGAGAGCAUGCAUGAUGAUGGCAGCUUGGUCUUUGCGUACUACAAAGAUGGUGCAACCGAUCCAACAUUCUUAUAUUUUGCCUAUGGGUUGAAGGAGAUCAAGUGCUAAAAUAUACCACUUCUCCAGAUGGGGAUAUGCUGCUACUUCAGCUUAUUUGUCAUGUACCUGGGGGACUUAAGAAGCAAUGCCUCUUCUUUUAAUGUGCUUGAGAAUUUGGAUUUUGCUUUGGAAUACUUAGUUGAUCUUUGGUGAUAUUUGUGCUUCAUCUCUGAAUUAUUUUGCCCAAUUGCAUAGAUUGAACUUAUUACAAGUGGACUCUGGUCUUGUGUCUCAUGUCUGAAACAUGACGUUAAUUGGAGAUUUGCAGUUAAUGUUUGGCUUGUUGAAAGUA